AUGCUUUCCACAGACCAGUGUCAGCAAGAGUAUCCCAAUCUAUAUCAUGAACUCGUUCGAGCCAGCUCAUUCUGGCAGGACCGCAACCACAAGAUUGGCUUCGAGGAUGUAGAUCUCAGCUGGCGUUCAUCGGGCGCCCUCAAAAUACUAAUCAUGGAUAAUGAACUCCGUAUCCUUGAAACAUGCAACACGUUCCGAGAUGAUGCAUAUCGGCCGCGAACACUCGCCACUCUCAGCCAGAUUCAGCAUGCGUUGUGGGCAGCAACUGCACGUGGUGAACGCUUGCCUAAUGUCGAGGCGGCCAUUGUUCUGGAUGACAUUUCUUUUAUUCCCCAAGAUACGAAUCACACUGUUUGGACUCUGGCCUCUCGGAUCAAUGAUUCUGCACAUGAGCGACAUUGGCUUAUCCCAGACUUCAACCUGCAUAGUUCGACCCUUCCUGCGGGUGCUUUUACAGACAUUCAGCGACGUGCUGCUGCUGCGGAUGCUCCAAUCACAGAUAAGAGGCAACAGGCCGUUUGGCGAGGCGUGACGUGGAGCAAUGAGCCCAUCCGUAAAUCUCUUCUUGCCGCGACCAACGAUCAAACCUGGGCUGAUACCGCUGUCGUCGAUGACGAUUCGAAGGACGAUCAACUCAGCAUCGAGGAGCUCUGCCGCUACGCUGCUAUCCUGCAUACUGAAGGCCGAAGCUACUCAAGCCGUCUCACAUUCCUGCUCAACUGUGGCAGUCUGCCCGUCAUUCAUGAUCUUGAAUGGCGUACCCACUACACCCAUCUCCUGACCGCCGAUGGUCCGCAGCAGAACUACGUCGCGGUACGCCGCGACUGGUCUGACCUUUCGGAAACUGUGCAGUGGUACCUCGCGCGACCACAGGAUGCCCAACGUGUUGCUGAUGAGUCAGUACGUAUCUUCCGCGAGCGAUAUCUAGCUCCGACAGCGACUUCAUGCUACUGGCGCCGCCUCAUUUCAGUUUACGGCGAGAACUCAUUCGAGCCGGCUGUCUACGAACCGGCCUACCCCGGUAGCACGGAAAUGCGCAUGCGUGGCAUUCCAUUCGAGGAGUUCAUCCAUUUGAAGGCUGACUACCGACCAUGA
Dissoconium aciculare CBS 342.82 is the source of this 1095-nucleotide messenger RNA. RefSeq lists its product as uncharacterized. The transcript has a single exon. The record is from RefSeq and is a predicted model, not a curated record. Lineage: Eukaryota; Fungi; Ascomycota; Dothideomycetes; Mycosphaerellales; Dissoconiaceae. Bases 1 to 1095 code for a protein of 364 amino acids.